UCCACACACACAUCCGGUCUUCGCACAUACACAUAGAAAAUUUGUUUCGGAUUUCACGUUCAGAGUCUGGUGCAAAUGUUUCGUUUGCGCGGUGCAAGUUUUCAUCGAUAAACGAUAAGGAAAAAAAAUGGUACCUCUCGGCCCAUCACCUGGGCAUCAAACCUCCGUCAACAAUUCUUCCACUACGGCCGCUAGCGGGACAAAAAGCAACGCGAUACUAAAACCCAAUUAUACAUUAAAAUAUACUUUGGCUGGUCAUACUAAGGCAGUUUCAUCUGUUAAAUUUAGUCCCAAUGGAGAAUGGUUGGCAAGCUCCGCUGCUGAUAAGCUUAUUAAAAUCUGGGGAUCUUAUGAUGGAAAGUUUGAAAAGACUAUAUCAGGUCAUAAACUUGGUAUUUCGGAUGUAGCGUGGUCCAGUGAUAGUAGAUUACUAGUAUCAGCUUCUGAUGAUAAGACUUUAAAAAUAUGGGAAUUAAGUUCGGGUAAAUGUUUAAAAACAUUAAAGGGCCACAGUAAUUAUGUUUUCUGUUGUAAUUUUAAUCCACAAUCCAAUCUCAUAGUUUCUGGUUCUUUUGACGAAAGUGUACGUAUUUGGGAUGUUAGAACUGGAAAAUGUCUCAAAACUUUGCCAGCACAUUCAGAUCCUGUAAGCGCAGUGCAUUUUAAUAGGGAUGGCUCUCUAAUUGUCUCAAGUAGCUAUGAUGGAUUAUGUCGAAUUUGGGACACUGCCUCGGGGCAAUGCUUGAAAACAUUGAUAGAUGAUGACAAUCCUCCGGUGUCAUUUGUCAAAUUCUCACCAAAUGGAAAAUAUAUUUUGGCAGCUACGCUGGAUAAUACAUUGAAAUUAUGGGAUUAUAGUAAAGGGAAAUGCUUAAAAACAUAUACAGGCCAUAAGAACGAGAAGUAUUGUAUCUUCGCAAAUUUUUCUGUAACAGGUGGAAAGUGGAUUGUAUCAGGAUCUGAAGAUCACAUGGUAUAUAUUUGGAAUCUACAGACAAAGGAAAUUGUACAAAAGUUACAGGGACAUACAGACGUGGUACUUUGCACAACAUGUCAUCCAACGGAUAAUAUCAUAGCUUCGGCCGCUCUUGAAAACGACAAAACCAUUAAACUGUGGAAAAGUGAUACAUAAGGAAAUUCACUUUACUGUUACUUAUCUCCUGUACAGAUCUUUAUUUUUUAUUUGCAGAGAAAUUAUUACAUUGUAAAACAGCUCAUAAUCAUUUCAUUGUAUAA
Messenger RNA from Camponotus floridanus (Florida carpenter ant), 1236 nucleotides. It is a transcript of the gene wds, whose product is annotated as protein will die slowly. NCBI's taxonomy places the organism in Eukaryota, Metazoa, Arthropoda, Insecta, Hymenoptera, Formicidae. The record is from RefSeq and is a predicted model, not a curated record. The transcript is spliced from 8 exons. Gene Ontology annotation, molecular function: protein binding. The coding region runs from base 128 to 1132 and encodes 334 amino acids.